Molecule: messenger RNA, 1252 nt
Organism: Physcomitrium patens
Lineage: Eukaryota; Viridiplantae; Streptophyta; Bryopsida; Funariales; Funariaceae
Product: mitotic spindle checkpoint protein MAD2
Biological process (GO): mitotic spindle assembly checkpoint signaling
Cellular component (GO): nucleoplasm; kinetochore; cytoplasm
Source: RefSeq, a predicted model, not a curated record
UUCGCAUUCGAAUCAAACUGGGACGGCCCCCUUUCUGCCUUCCUUCACCGCCCUUGGGAAUCGCGCCCCUCAAGCUUCGUGGUCUGCUCCGAUUCAAACUGGGCCUUGAUCUCGGCGUUGGUGCUAGCGAGUUUCGCGAUCUGUCGUGGAGACUCCCCUGUUGUGUUGUUAGUCUGCGGGAAGCUCAGCAAAGGGGUCAAGGGAGUUUUCGAAUUGGGCCUGGGCGCUUGGAGCUUUGUUGGAAGAGCAGAGUUUGUGUGAUAGAGAGAGAGGGAGUGGGUGUGAAGACUGCAGCUAUGGCCUCGAAGCAGCCUACUAGGGAUGUGAUCACUCUCAAGGGCUCUGCCGCUAUUGUCAGCGAGUUUCUGUGCUAUUCAGUGAAUAGUAUUUUAUUCCAGCGAGGGGUCUAUCCCGCCGAUGAGUUCGGCCGCGUGAAGAAAUACGGCAUGACGUUGCUCAUGUGCCAGCAAGAAAGAGUGAAAGCUUUCAUUGACACGAUCACGCAGCAGAUUGCUACUUGGUUGGAGACUGGAACUCUUCAGAGAGUGGUCAUGGUAAUUGCCAGCAUGUCCACGAAGGAAGUCCUGGAACGCUGGAACUUUAACAUUGAGAAUGACAACGAGGUUAUUGAAAAAGGGGUCACUAGAGAGAAGAGUGACAAGGACAUUAUGACAGAGAUUCAGGCAAUCAUGCGGCAAAUCGCCGCCAGUGUAACAUUUCUUCCCAACAUUGAGGAAGCUUGCACUUUUGAUUUGCUCGCAUACACGUCCGUUGAUUCUGAGGUGCCAGCUGAGUGGGCGGAAAGUGAUGCCCGACUGAUUCAUAACCCGCAAGUUGUCAAGUUGAGAUCUAUUGACACUAUGGUACAUCAAGUCGAAGCCAUGGUAGCCUAUAAGUUUACUGAGGAGCUUUAGUGGUCGCGGAAGCCUUCUAUCAUUAUCAGAUCAGUAAGUAUACAAGGUUUAGAGAGUUUUCCUGCUUCAAGGUGCAAUUCGUGAAGUGGAUCCUUUCUUUGGUAUUUAGUUUGAGGUCAAAGCUCUUUGCCCAGGGACUGUCUGCAGUGAACGCACCCCACCUCUCUCCAGUGAGUAGACCUAGGGGAAGAUGUGUAUAUAUAGUAGAAAUUCUCAUGUGCCGUGGCAUCCACAAUCAUGCCAUCUUCAUUUUCAAGGAUCAGUGCCAUUUCACAUGCACUGUUAAUUCUUCAUUCCAACUCAGUUCAUGAGUGAUCGAAUCAAGUUGUAUUUGUUAA